Messenger RNA from Archocentrus centrarchus (flier cichlid), 1325 nucleotides. RefSeq names its product lysophosphatidic acid phosphatase type 6-like. Gene Ontology annotation, molecular function: lysophosphatidic acid phosphatase activity. The record is from RefSeq and is a predicted model, not a curated record. NCBI's taxonomy places the organism in Eukaryota, Metazoa, Chordata, Actinopteri, Cichliformes, Cichlidae. Gene Ontology annotation, cellular component: mitochondrion. Gene Ontology annotation, biological process: dephosphorylation; lysobisphosphatidic acid metabolic process.
UGCAGCCAUGAGGGGACUUUGGGGUGGAGCAGGUCUUGGUUCAGCAUCCAUGGCGUUUGCCUCGAUGCUGUGGUCACAGCAGAAGACUGAACCAGAAAAGGAUGCUACUGGUUGCAACUCUGACACAAAUUCCAGUUCCCCCUACGAGCUAAAACUGGUCCAGAUCUUGUUCCGGCACGGCGCUCGAACGCCCCUCAAAUCAAUACCUGAUGUAUUGGAGGCCCAGUGGGUGCCAGAACUUUUGGAGGCUCCACCGCACACCGACAUCAGUUAUGUAGUGACAAAUCUUCAAGGUGGACCCAGGCCCUCAUCUCCUAUAGAAGACAGCUAUCGGAGAAGCAUCCUUACCGGUGGCACAUUCCCUGGUCAGCUGACCACACUGGGCAUGCAGCAGCUGUAUGAGCUGGGCAAAAGGCUAAGGAGGAGAUACAUUGAGGAGAGUGCCUUCCUUAGCUCCACAUUUAACCCAGAUGAGGUCUACGUGCGCUCCACUAAUAUUGUGAGGACCAUUGAGUCUGCCAAGUGCCUGGUUGCGGGGCUCUUCCAGCAAAAACAAAAAGAAAUUGUGCCUAUUUUAACAACGGAGGCAGAAUCUGAAAUUCUGUAUCCUAACUGUCGCGGAUGCAAGCUGCUCAAAAUCCUUGGCGGCCACCGCUGGGCAGAGUCGUCCACUCUGCCACACAUUGCAGCAGACCUGCAGAGAAUCCGGAGUGAGCUGGGGAUCGCUGCUCACCAGAAUGUUGACUUCAUCCUCAUUAGGGAUGACAUGGUUGCCAGAGAGACUCACUCAUACUCACCUGUUCAAGUGUUGUGCACCUGGAGGGAUAAAGUGGAACAAAGAGCCGUGGAUAUGAUGUGCCAUAUCUUUGAGCCCAGCAAGAGAGAGAAUUUGCAGCUGUCUGUGGGACCCCUCCUGCAGGUAUUGAGAGACAACAUUGAGGAGAAACUACAGGGCACCUCAUCAGAGCCAAGCAGGAAGAUGCUUUUGUACUCAGCACAUGACACCACUCUGAUUCCUUGUCUGUUGGCUCUGGGGAUUUUUGAUAUGAGAUGGCCACCGUAUGCUGCUGAUCUCACUCUGGAGCUGCACCAGAACCGGAAGACUAAUGAGGCCUUUGUUAAAGUGUCAUAUGUAGGCCAGGAUCAGCUCAUACCGGGUUGUAGUGCAGUCUACUGCCCACUGCAGGAGUUCAAACAGGUCCUCUCAGCAUACUCGUUGAGCCCCGAAGACUACGAGUCACGUUGUAACAGCACAGAAGGCUUGACCAAACCCUGAACCUUCAGCAAACCUUCACAUAAACACACUGCUAUCCAUGAGAUUACAC